GCUGCUUUCACACACAUGGUGCAGGUCUGUGCCGCACACAAGUCAGUCGUCGAGCCAGCCGAAUAAACAGAGAAACACAUAACACGUAUACGGGCUGAAUAUGCACAACACAAAUCUAUGCGAUCGAUGCACAUCAAGACAUACAUACCGACAGGUACUUACCUGUGUGUGUGUGGAUGGUGAAGGAAUGCAUUAACAGUACAGACAGACCAACGACCGACGUCAGACAGACACAGUACACACGGACAUAGACAGACAGACAGACAAAUGACGGGUGCCCAUAUACGCCUACAAAGCCCUACCUACUGGUACCACACACCAACGAACGUACACGCACAGAUGCGCCCGUCAGUCACAUCAAUCAGUCAAUCACACCCGGCGAUUCUGCGACCGCUCCCAUCUCAUGACACACCUGCACACACACACACACACAGCGCACACAGAAUGGGGUCGACCGACCUUCGUCCCAGACACAAGGAAGGCUGUCUGACCUCCAAGCGACCAGCUGCACAACGUAGGCCACACACGCCGGCCCGAUUGUCGCCCAAAAGGCCGCGGCCGCCAGCAUCUGGGGGUCCGUCAAGGCAGUCAGCGAGCGCACCACCAACCGUCUCCCAGCAGCGUCCCUGACCGAAUCGAAUGAUACACACGCAGAGCAGCCGUAUGUGUUUGUCUCUCUGUUGUUUGUGUCAGUCAGGUUCUCACCAUCCACACACGCCGUGGGGGUAGAAUGGCUGCAUGGUGCCUUUGUUGGCGUCGAAGGGCAGCUGGGCGGGGCCGUUGGUCGCCAGACCGAUCGCACAGGCGCUCAUGGCCGACAGGUACGGGCUCACCGCCUCACACACACCUGCACACACACGCGUGUGUGUGUGUGUGAGGCGUUGACUGAUGCGCGUGUGUGUGUACCUCCGAUUGCGAGUGCGACUGACCCCCAGACGACGACACGCCAGCGGGACUUGAGCAGCUGUAUCUUCAACACCUGCGCCAACACACACACACACACACGUGUGUGUGUGUGAGCAAAGGUGCGUGUGGCCGACUGACUGACCCCAGCGGCGCUCAUCUUGACGUUGUCGAGCAGCAGGGUGCCCACCACCACCACCAGGGCACACACAUAGCUGCCCCGAUCUGUCACCACACACACAUAUGAUGACACACACCCCUGUCUAUGUAAAAGCGUCCUAAGCAGCAUCGCACAAUGCAAGCAGACACAGACACACAUCUGCGCAGACGUACAUGAAAUGAACGAAUGGGUCCGUCUGCGCUAGCACUCGCAACGUUAACACGCUUCGAAGCGCAUCAAUUGCUCGGGAAAUGAACCAAGAUAUAAGAUGUACGCAGCGAUUCCCCCGCCCUCCCCCUGCUUGUCAACCAGUCAAUCACACCCGUCGAUUCUGCGACCGCUCCCAUCUCAUGACACACCUGCACACCCACACACACAGCGCACACAGAAUGUGGUCGACCGACCUGUGUCCGUCCCAGACACAACGAAGGCUGUCUGUCUGACCUCCAAGCGACCAGCUGCACAACGUAGGCCACACACGCCGGCCCAGGCGUCGCCCAGAAAGCCGCGGCCGCCAGCAUCUGGGGGUCCGUCAGGGCAGUCAGCGAGCGCACCACCAACCCUCUCCCAGCAGUGUCCCUGAUCGAUUCGAAUGACACACACACACAGACACAGGCAGACCUGGGGGUGGAUUCCGCGAAGUGGGUUGGAGAGAAGAAGUGGGUUAUAAAUAGAAGGGUUGUUUGGAUGGUUUUCGCACCAAGCCCUGGGUGGUCUUGGUUCUUGUCUAUCAGUCGUAUGUGGGCCUGCAGGUGGCCAUCAAUGGUCAUCCUACGGUCAAGCUUGCGUAGCGUCGUCGGUUUGCUGACCCGCCCCUCUCUCUUGGCGUGUGUGGCCAACUCGAGGUGCACUUGACCCAUGUGUUGGAUGGGCCGGGCCACACACACAGAGCGAAAGACGUGCCUGAGGAGAUGACACUCACACAAAGAGGGGAGGGAGCGGGUCAGUCAGAAGUAAGUACCUCAGAGAGCACCGCUCGAUGGCUGUGCGUACCAAGUCGGAUGCCCCGGUCAAUCUAUUGCCCAGAAAUCUCCGGCACACGCCCUCGUGGCUGAGCUGCACAUGCGGCAGAUCCCCACACACACAACAGUAUGUCUGUGAGUGAUUGCAGGCAAACGCACAGUGGGCAGAGGCCAAUCAACGCAUAGCAUAGCGCUCACCGAGAGCAGUCCUCUGACACCCAAAUGAGCCUUGGGGUCUUCGCGCAACUGACGCGGCCAUCUCGACCUGCGGAUCAGAAAUAGUGGGACAGGCGGACUUUUUAAACCCCCUCCCCGUUUCCCCCCGCCGCCGCCGCCCCCGGGUUUCGAGGGCCUGGCGGAGUCGUUUUCUGUGGCAUGGCCUUCCGUCGCGCCCUUUUCACUCUUGCCGUCUUCAUCCUCGCUGUGCACCAAUGCUGCCAG
Vitrella brassicaformis is the source of this 2466-nucleotide messenger RNA. The record is from the annotation of a GenBank genome assembly. NCBI's taxonomy places the organism in Eukaryota, Vitrellaceae.